This is a messenger RNA of Rhincodon typus (whale shark), 1363 nucleotides long. RefSeq names its product aquaporin 11 (gene aqp11). Gene Ontology annotation, molecular function: channel activity. Gene Ontology annotation, cellular component: cytoplasm; membrane. The coding region runs from base 221 to 1075 and encodes 284 amino acids. The transcript has 3 exons. Gene Ontology annotation, biological process: transmembrane transport. The record is from RefSeq and is a predicted model, not a curated record. NCBI's taxonomy places the organism in Eukaryota, Metazoa, Chordata, Chondrichthyes, Orectolobiformes, Rhincodontidae.
CACCCUGCUACUAAUCUUCAGCCAGAACAUUCCCCACUCCUCCACACGCAUUUCUCCUCGCUUACCUUUGUCCUGCCAGUUCGUUCCAGCUCAUUUACCCACAAAACUGAAUCUAGGCUUGCCUUGUAGAUUCACCCAACCCAGUUUGCCAGCCCAUGGUCUGCCCAACCCCCCAAGUCUGCCGGACCACCCCCUAAGGGAAAUCUGGCAGUGGCAGGCAAUGGAGAAUGUUCUGGUUUCGAUCAGUGUCCUGGCUGGCGCCGUGACGGUGUGUGAGGUGCUGCGCCGUAUAGCCAAGGAGCUGCUGUGGCCCUGGCGGGGGCGCUCAAAGGGAAAUCUGAGCCGCAGCCCACACUCUGAGCCCCCUAACCUCGAGGUGGUAGUGGAACUCUUCUCCACCCUGCAGCUGUGCAUCUGCACACACGAGCUGCGGCUGCUGGGGAGUUCUGGCCUGCUGGGUUUGAUUCCAGCGCUCACCCUCACUUACCUCGCCACCCUCAUCCACGUCAGCACCUUCGGCAGCGCCACCUGCAACCCGGUGAGCUGCCUUGAGCACUACCUCUGUGGACAGAGCAACGGGCAGAUAGCGGCCGCCAAGGUGUUGGCACAGCUCGCUGCAGCAUCUGUGGCUCGCCAGCUCAUGGAAUUGGUGUGGGCCCUGGACAUGUCGGACCUGCACUGGUAUCACCACCAGCGCCAGUACAAAUGUACCUCAACACUGAACACCACUGCUGAAAACGGGCUGGUUACCGAGUUCACCUGCGCCUUCACUCUGAGGGCUGCACUCUUCAGAUUUCACUUGCUGAAGCAGAGGCACAAGAUCCAUGUGGUGGCUGCAUUGAUCACAUUCCUCGUGUUUGCAGCUGGAGACCUGACGGGGGCUGUGUUUAACCCAGUGCUGGCUUACUCUAUCACUUUCAACUGCGAAGGAAGUACAUAUCCUGAAUACUGUUUCGUAUACUGGCUUGGACCCUUGAUGGGUGCAAUGACUGCUGUCUUGUUGUUUGAGAGGGAAUCUGUAGAUGGUGCUGAUGCGAGAUCAGCAACAGAGGAGGCUAAGGAGAAGAGAUCCUGAAGCAGCAUCCUUGCUACACUGGAAGCGUACAACUGAACCGUGGACCAUAUCACCCUCCCGAGAUCUCGAAGGGAAAGGAAGUUAAAUGAUUUUUUUUCUAGUUUCAAACCACAAGGAACUAUAACAAGCAUUGUUAAUCAAUUUAGUGUCAUCUCAAUUUUGGGAGUGAGCAUUUCAGCCAGGACUCCUUUUUUGGAAAAAAAAACAAUAAUUUUAAAAGAAGCUAAGGACAAGUUUUAGAGAUAACAAGGUGUAGAGCUGGAUGAAGGGUCUAGGCCCAAAAAGUCA